Messenger RNA from Magallana angulata, 5118 nucleotides. RefSeq lists its product as uncharacterized. Bases 1 to 5118 code for a protein of 1705 amino acids. Lineage: Eukaryota; Metazoa; Mollusca; Bivalvia; Ostreida; Ostreidae. The transcript has a single exon. The record is from RefSeq and is a predicted model, not a curated record. Gene Ontology annotation, biological process: DNA integration. Gene Ontology annotation, molecular function: nucleic acid binding.
AUGGAAUUGCCGCAGCCACGCACUAAGCAUAUUGAACAUACUCUACCUACGCCAACAGAGAAAACGCAAACACUGUUGAACCCAAACGCUCCAGAGUUUGUUGCUGUUAAUCAAGAUAGAAACGUUUUAAGUGAAACCAAUGAACUGGCUAAGUUGUUAGCAAAAAAGCAGCUUAUACCCACAAGACUUUCUACCUUUGAUGAUGUUCCAGGACACUACUUUGUCUGGAAGUCUACAUUUGAAAAUGUGACUGAUGAACUUGGUGCUUCCACAAUGGAAAAACUUGACCUCUUGAUUCAGAAUCUUGGAGUGAGAUCGAAGCAGCAGGCCCUCAACAUUCGUUCAGCAAACCCUCGUGACCCAUCUAGAGCAUUGGGUCUGAUAUGGGAGUGGCUUGAUUCGAGAUAUGGAAGCCCAGAGAGUAUUGAAUCUUCCCUGAAGAACAGAGUUGCAGCUUUUCCUACCUUAAAGAAUACAGACAGGAGUGAACUGUUUGAACUGGCAGAUAUUAUCAUGGAGAUAGAAUCCAUUAUGCAAGACGAGAAGUACACGAAACUCUUCGCAUAUUAUGAUUCGUCAGUAGGCAUAAACCCGAUUGUCAAAAAGUUACCUGUAAACAUUCAGGAAAAGUGGACGAAUGAAGCAAACAAGUAUAAACAGAAACACAGUGUAGUUUAUCCACCAUUUUCUGUCUUUGCUACGUUUGUGAACAAUAUUGCAAAGAUCCGCAAUGAUCCCAGUUUCAUUUAUGACACUACCAAUAGUGCACAGCAGGGUGAUGGACUUAAGCGCAUCAGAGGGACAGGUUUUACCAAAACACAGAUAUCUUCUAGGAAAACAGAUGUGACCACAGAGAGCUGUCCAGUCCAUGGCACCAACCACACACUCAAUGCGUGUCGGCAAUUUCGCACAAGGCCGCUACAAGAAAGGAAGGAUUUCAUCAGAGAAAAUGGCCUCUGUUUCAAGUGCUGCGGACCAAGGAAACAUAUACAAGCGAACUGUAAAGUGACUGUGAAAUGUGACAUUUGUAACUCUACAAAGCACCCAUCAGCACUUCACCAGGACUCAAGGAUGUCUCCAACUGUGAAAGCUCACGAGGGGGAGAACUCUACUCAAGCAGUGAAUGUGAUGAGCAAAUGUACUAAAAUUUGCAACACUCGUGGAAACACAUCAAAAUCAUGUGCCAAAAUAAUACUAGUGAAAGUGUACCCUCAAGGAAGAAAAAAUGUGUCUAGAGAACUCUAUUGCAUGAUAGACGAACAGAGUAACCGAUCUCUGGCAGUCUCACAGUUCUUCAACGCCUUCGGAGAAUGUGGAAGUGAGAUGGAAUAUGUCUUGUCCUCUUGCGCUGGUACAUUCAACACAUCUGGACGCAGAGCUUCUGGGUAUGUGGUGGAAUCGAUCGAUGGUUCUUGUGCUUUGCAGCUACCUGAUUUGAUCGAGUGCAAUGAUAUUCCUAAUAACAGAGAAGAAAUACCGUCACCUGAAGUGGCACAAUGUUUUACACACUUGAAGGAUAUCGCACACUUCAUACCACAAGUGGAUGAACGCAUCAACAUAGAGUUACUGAUUGGUCGUGACCUCAUUAUGGCACAUCAUGUGUUGGAUCACAGAAUUGGGAAAAACGACUUACCUUAUGGACAACAAUUGCCACUUGGGUGGGUUAUCAUUGGAAACGUCUGCCUCGGAACAGUUCAUAGUCCGGAUGUUGUCAACGUCAACAAGACCGCCAUCUUAAGUAAUGGACGUCCCACCACGAUGAUUCCGUGCGAUAGUGAGAUCAAGAUUGACUUUGACUCAGUUUUCAGAAGGACUGAGCAGGAUGAGAAGCCAGGAUUAUCAAUUGAAGAUAAAGACUUCCUAAAGAUUGUAAGUUCUGGAAUACAGAAAACAGAUCAAGGACAAUGGAUGGCUCCACUCCCUUUCCGAUCUACACGGAGAACGUUACCAAACAACAAGGAAGCAGCUGAACGACGUGCCAGAUCCUUUGACGCAAGUCUGAAGCAUAAUGAACAAAAACAACAGCAUGUCACAGACUUUAUGCAGAAGUUAUUUGAUAAUGACCAUGCAGAAAAGGCCCCAGCGUUGGAUGAAGGAAGUGAAUGCUGGUAUCUUCCGCUCUUCGGAGUAUACCAUCCCAAAAAGCCAGACAGCAUAAGAAUGGUUUUUGAUUCUUCAGCCAAGUUCCACGACGUAUCUCUUAACGAUGUGCUGCUCAAAGGACCUGAUCUUAGCAACAGCUUGCUAGGAAUUCUUAUGCGAUUUAGAGAGGAAGCUGUAGCUGUGACAAUGGAUGUAGAACAAAUGUUCUAUAAUUUCAAAGUAACCCCAGAACACAGAAACUUUUUGAGAUUUUUUUGGCACGAGGAUAAUGAUCUUAACUGCCCACUCACAGAAUAUCGUAUGACAGUGCACGUCUUCGGGAAUAGUCCCUCUCCCUCCGUUGCCACUUAUGGUCUCAGAAAAUCAGUGGAAUCAUCCAGCGAAGAUGUGAAAGAACUCAUAAACAAUAAUUUCUACGUUGACGAUGGGCUAUUGUCAUGUAAUAGUGAAGAAGAAGCCAUCAGCCUCGUACUCAGGACCAAGGAUGCACUCAACGAAGGAGGGAAGUUGAGGCUCCACAAAUUUGCCUCAAAUAGCCGAACACUCCUCGACUCAUUUCCGUCAGAGGACCUAGCCAAGAACCUGAAGGAUCUCGACCUUGGUACAGCAUCGCUACCACUACAGAGAAGUCUAGGACUUCUAUGGGAUACUAAUUCAGAUGUCUUCCUAUUCAAAGUAUCAGAAGAGCAGAAACCUUUCACCAAACGUGGAGCAUUGUCGAUCAUCAAUAGUAUUUACGACCCGAUAGGUUUUGCACAACCAGUUAUAAUCAAAGGCAAGAUAUUGCUGAGAAACAUGAUCUCUUCUUCAUCAAAGUUGGACUGGGAUGACCCCUUACCUGACUCUCUCUACAAGGAAUGGAAAUCUUGGGUGCAGUCGUUGCCGGAGUUAGAGGAGUUCCAGAUUCCCAGACAGUAUAGUUCCCGGUCAUUUAAAGGCGCACAGAAGCGAGAGGUGCACAUCUACGCAGAUGCUUCUAAAGAAGCCAUUGCAGCAGUAGCAUUCUUGAAGUUGUAUGGCAGCGAUUCAGAUUCAUGCACUACAAGCUUUCUUAUGGGAAAGGCAAAGGUUGCUCCAUCUAGUGGACACACAGUACCUAGACUCGAGUUAUGUGCUGCGGUUCUAGCCGUUCAGUUAGCUGAUGUCAUUCAUGAGCAGUUGAAGAUAGACAGAGAAGAUUUUUCUUACUACUCUGACAGUCAAGUUGUACUCGGGUACAUAACAAACGAGAAUAGAAGGUUCUACAUUUAUGUUGGAAAUCGAGUGAGUCGCAUCAGAAUGUCAAGCCAACCCUCGCAGUGGAAGUACAUAGCAUCUGAACUGAACCCAGCAGACGUCGCAACGAGAAGCGUCAAAGCAUGUCAACUAGCGGACAGCAAGUGGAUCAAAGGGCCAGACCCUUUGAUAGAUUCUACAUCUAAUCUGGAUCAAUACCCCCUCAUUGAACCAGAGACAGAUAAAGAGUUGCAACCAGAAGUAAAGUGCUGUAAAACUGAAGAGUCGCAGGACAAGAAACCUAUGCAUGCAGGUGUCAAUGUUACAAGGUUUUCAGACUGGAGAAAACUUGUGCGAGGAGUAGCAUAUUUGAAGAACUUCAUCAGGAAGUACAAGGGAGUAAACACUACUAAAAAUGUUGACACAAAUAUUAUCUCGGAAACGGAGCAUUUCAUAAUUCAGAUGGUUCAGAAGGAAGCCUUUGGACCUGAGAUUCAAGCCAUUAAAGAGGGAAGGUCACUGAAAAGAAGCUCAAUCUUAUCUUUGACACCAGUGCUCGGUCCAGACGGUCUCUUACGAGUUGGCGGAAGAUUAAAGGACAAAGACUUUAUUGACAACUUGGCUAAACAUCCAAUAAUUAUCCCUAAGAACCACCACCUAGCCAAACUACUCAUCCAUCAUUUUCAUCGCAAGGUCUCGCAUCAGGGUCGACACCUAACGGAUGGAGCCGUGCGAGCUGCUGGAUUCUGGAUAGUGGGAUCCAAGCUAAUGAUUUCGUCCGAGAUCAACAAAUGUGUCAUUUGCCGUAAACUCAGAGGGAAACUUGGUUGGCAACAGAUGGCGUGUUUACCAGAAGACAGAGUGACGCCUUGUCCACCAUUUUCAUAUGUUGGCGUGGACACGUUUGGACCAUGGGCCAUUGUUCACAGAAGGACCAGGGGCAGUUCAGCCAAUCAGAAGCGGUGGGCCUUAUUAUUUACAUGUAUGGUGACUAGAGCUAUACAUAUAGAAGUCAUAGAAGAGUUAUCCAGUGCGGCAUUUAUCAAUGCCUUGAGACGCUUCAUAGCCAUUAGAGGACCAGUAGUGCAGUUUAGGUCUGAUCGUGGGACCAACUUCAUUGGGGCUACACAGGACCUGUCCAUCAAUGCAGAGUUUGUGGAAAAGGGACCCGUUGGUACCUUUCUAUCCAAUUCAGGAACGUCUUGGAUAUUUAACCCACCUCAUGCCUCCCACAUGGGAGGAGCAUGGGAACGCUUAAUAGGAGUAUCACGCAGAAUACUUGACUCUAUGUUACUUCAGAAUCGAGUUGAACUUACCCAUGAUGUCUUAGUCACUUUCAUGGCAGAGGUAUCAGCCAUAGUGAACAACAGACCGCUACUUCCUAUGUCAUCAGAUCCUGAAUCUCCGAGCCUACUUACACCAUCCAUCUUGCUAACGAUGAAGACCUCAGCAGACAUUGGACCAUUUCCAGAAUUUGGACCAAAGGACAUACGUGCACACUGGAAGCGAGUACAAAUACUAGCAGAGGAAUUUUGGAAAAGAUGGAGAAACGAAUAUUUACAUACCCUCCAGGUGCGUCAGAAGUGGAAGGAAGACCGUCCAAACUUGAAGACUGGGGAUGUCAUCUUGAUGAAGGACAGUGGAAGUGCGCGUAAUGACUGGCCUAUGGGCAUUGUGAAAAGAACAUUCCCAAGUGAUGAUGGUCGCGUCCGGAAAGUCGAGAUAUGCGUUGUGAAGGACGGUGUACGCUCUACAUAUGUGAGACCAAUUUCAGAACUUGUCACGCUUUUGGAAGUGUAA